AUGGUGCUCUUCUUCACCUCCACGGCGGUGGAUCCAGCGCAGCAGCUGUACAUGGGGCGCGACAAGGUGGAGAAUGAGGAGCUGCUGCGCUAUGGCGACGAGCUUGACGUCUGGUUCCACGUCGACAAGCUCUCAUCCGCCCACGUCUAUCUCCGUCUCACACCCUCGCAGACCUGGGAUGCACUGCCCACGACGCUGCUGGACGAUGCCUCGCAGCUCGUCAAGGCAAACAGCAUUGAGGGCAACAAGAAGGACAACAUCACCAUCAUCUACACACCGUGGUCCAACGUCAAGAAGACGGGCGACAUGGCCACAGGCUCCGUCUCUUUCCACAACGAGCGCGUGGUGAAGCGACACUACGUCGCGGCGCGCGACAACAAGAUUGUCAAUCGGCUCAACAAGACGAAGCGCGAGGAGCAGGUAGACCACGAGGCCCAGCGGGUCGAGCGGGAGAAGGCGCGCGCAAAGGCACGGCGAGAGGUGGCUGUUGCAGAGCGCAACAAGAAGCUCGAGGAGCAACGCACGCGUCAAGCCGACAAGAGUGCGCGUGACUACUCGUCUUUGUAUGGCGAUGAAGCCCUGGCAGCUGCACAGGCCGAGAAGGCACGAGUAGCACGCGCCAAGGCACAGGAGGCGGCCGAGCGAGCAGCAGCAGGAGGCGGCGACGACGAGUCAGACGGCGAGGAGAGCGACGACUCGUUCAUGUGAUAUCAGCGUGUCGAAGACUUCAGGGUGACAGCGGGGCAAUGCAUUUGCGAAGACACAUCUCUACCGGAAGC
Molecule: messenger RNA, 779 nt
Organism: Tilletiopsis washingtonensis
Lineage: Eukaryota; Fungi; Basidiomycota; Exobasidiomycetes; Entylomatales
Product: DUF814-domain-containing protein
Exons: 9
Coding region: 1-708 (235 amino acids)
Source: RefSeq, a predicted model, not a curated record